Cladophialophora immunda is the source of this 1402-nucleotide messenger RNA. RefSeq lists its product as uncharacterized. The transcript has a single exon. Gene Ontology annotation, molecular function: hydrolase activity, acting on carbon-nitrogen (but not peptide) bonds. NCBI's taxonomy places the organism in Eukaryota, Fungi, Ascomycota, Eurotiomycetes, Chaetothyriales, Herpotrichiellaceae. Gene Ontology annotation, cellular component: membrane. Bases 174 to 980 code for a protein of 268 amino acids. The record is from RefSeq and is a predicted model, not a curated record. Gene Ontology annotation, biological process: carbohydrate metabolic process.
AUGCCCGAUUCGGGCAACAUUCAGCCUUGUCACCCACCAAAAACCAACACCAACACCAACACCAACACCAUCUGCCGUCUACACCACUGUCAGUGGGUUGAUCCUAGUCAUAAUAACCCGAGUAAUUAUCUCAUUACGAAUCGCCCCCAAAUGCGGUCCAUCCUGCUUCCUUCAUGACAACCCUUCUCACUACCAUCAUCAUCAUCAUCUUGACCCUUUCCAGCCUCGCAAUCUCGUCGCUGAUCUGCAUCCUCUACAAACCCCCCAAGUGGCUGAUCCGCUGGCUCCAGGCCCGCCACCCCAACGUCCUGUUCCACGUCCCAACGGGUGACAAGACUGUGGCUCUGACCAUCGACGAUGGACCGUCCCGACACACGGCAGAGAUCCGGCGUCUGCUCAGGGCGCACGGCGUCACGGCCACGUUCUUCGUCAUCGGGUCACACAUCCCCGGCCACGAGCAGACGCUGAGAGAAUUGGUCCUGGACGGCCACGAGCUGGCGAACCACGCCAUGUACGACGAACCGGCCCUGCGCAUUCCGCCGGAAGAACUCGCGCGGCAGAUCCAGACGGUGGAAAGACAGAUCCGAGACAUCUACGACUCGGUAGAUCCGAGGCCAUCUGCCGUGAAGAAGAGGCAGCCCAGGUAUUUCCGGCCCGGGAGCGGCUUCUUCACCGCGUCGAUGCUCGCCCUCCUGGCCCAACCACGUCUCAACUACAGGCUCGUCCUGGGGAGCAUUUAUCCCUGGGACGCGCAGAUCUCAUGGCCGAGGCUGAAUGCGUGGCAUAUCCUAAGCAGUGUGACCCCCGGCGCGACGAUCGUCAUCCACGAUAGGCCGUGGACGGCGCCAAUGCUGAGAAUCGUCUUGCCGGCGCUGAGGAGACACGGGUGGAGAGUCGGCACGGUGACGGACCUGUUGAGCCACUCUGUACAAGCUCGAGUCAGAGAAGAUGGUGAGGGACGUAGUCAGUGGGAAGAAUAGCACCGUUCUCCAGACAGACAGCCUUCAAGGGAAGUAAGUCAUGAUGGUUCUUUCGCAACACAAAACAGAUUGUAUCCGUCACACGCCGAGUAUGAUAUGUACCUUUGCUUGUUCCGAUCCCCAUCGCCAUGCAGCGAGAAAAAUCCAAUAAACAUGCGUCGAGCAUCCAGCAGGCAGCCUCUCUGGGCUUCACGUUUUCCGUCUCACAGCCCCUGCCAGCACUCUGGCUCCAAAUCAUCAGCUUUCAUCCUGGCUCUAGGGUCGUAACAUGAGCCAUAAAACUUCACAUACAUCCUCAAAGAACGAAGCCCAACAAUAAAGUGCACACUGUCAUGCCUUCCUAUACUCUGCCAACGGCAGCCACCACCGCUUUCAGCCGUAUAUCCAUCUCCCACCACAUCUCCAGUCGACUCUGGCCCUCA